Nicotiana attenuata is the source of this 582-nucleotide messenger RNA. RefSeq lists its product as uncharacterized. Lineage: Eukaryota; Viridiplantae; Streptophyta; Magnoliopsida; Solanales; Solanaceae. Bases 1 to 582 code for a protein of 193 amino acids. The record is from RefSeq and is a predicted model, not a curated record. The transcript is spliced from 2 exons. Gene Ontology annotation, molecular function: nucleic acid binding; RNA-DNA hybrid ribonuclease activity.
AUGUUCUUCGAUAGAGCUGUAAACGCAAAAGGCAUCGGAAUUAUCUCACCCACUGGUCAACACUAUCCAGCCACAGCUCGGCUUCAGUUUUUCUGCACAAACAAUACUGCUGAGUAUGAGGCCUGCCUUAUGGGUAUGAAUAUGGCAAUCGACCAAGAUGUUGAAGAACUAUCGAUCAUGGGAGAUUGGGACUUGAUUAUCCGACAAGCUCAGGGUGAAUGGGAAACCCAGGAUGUCAAGCUUAAUCCCUACAAACAACAUGAGGAUGAUCUUGGCAAGCAGUUCAAGUCAGUUGAUUUCAGGUACAUUCCUCGUUUUCACAAUGAGUUAGUCGAAGCACUCGCUACUUUGGCCUCGAUGUUGCCUUAUCCGGGCAAUCUCCACAUUGACCCGCUGGAAAUCCAAAUCCGAGAAAAGCAUUGUUACUGCAAUACGGUUGAGAUGGAACCAAAUGUUCAGCCAUGUGUCGAUUUGGUGGUCCACAAGUUGCCGACCAACCCCGAUUAUCCCCCUGCCCAGCAAAAACAGAGGAAGUUCAAAACUGAUAUCAGUGACAAGAUUAAGGAAGAAGUCACAAAAUAG